CCUGCUUCCUCUGCACUGACUGUACAGAGAGAGAGAAGCGGUCGAGUCACAUGCACUAAAAGAAGGUGUGAGUGAAUGGAAGAAUUGAUCGUUGUGUUUAUCUGCAUUCCAAUUGAAAUCAACUUUAACUAGGCCUAGAUUGAGAAUUUAUUGAAGAUGGAUGACGACUUUCCAGAUAAAAUUCAAACAACUACGACAACUACUGCUCAUCAUACCACCAACCAAGGGGGAAGUGGUGGUGGCGGCGGCGGCGGUGGUAUCACGGUUGACAAGGCAUAUCUGCGCUCGCUACCUGCUAUUCUACACAUUGUACAGAUAGUGCUUUCCUUCUUAUAUUGGGUGAUUCUGUGCGCUGUCGUGUAUUUUAAUGUUGGGUUCAUGAUCACAGUUGGACUUACUGCAAUGAUUGAGACAGCAAUUUACUUUGUUGUUUUUCUGCUACACCUCAAUGAGAAAGUUCAGUUCAUCGCAUGGGAAUUGUCGGAGUUUAUUCUGAACUGUGUGGUAACAGGACUUUACCUGGUUUCUGCUAUCAUAACUUCUGUAAAAGCUGGACAAUCCAAGUAUUAUUCUGACCAUGGGAAGCUUGUAUUUUGCACUCUUCUGGCGUGGGCAUUGACUUUGUUGUAUGCAGCAAGUAUCUUCUUUAGUUUCCGUGCAUUCAUGGCACACCGGGACAGACGUUCAGCAGGCAGGCCUGCAACCCUAACUACGACUACUACUACUACACAACAGACCACAACCGUGGUUACUGAUGGUUCCCAAGUGUUUGUACCAGCCCAAGACCCGUACGCACCUCCUGCGUAUUCUCCUUAUUAAACCAGCUUGGUUUAGUGGUUGAGCACAGUAUCUUUCUGUAGAGUACAAAACAUGCACGUUCUUGUGACAGCCCUCCCCCUCAAAAGGUACACAAUAUAUAACGAUUGUCGAUUUUAAGAUCAUCUAUUUUUUUCUUUUUUUUUAACAAGUGUACACUCACUCACUGUCACACCAGCAUAUGUUUUGUAUUCAUAUAAAAGUUAUGAUUAAUAUCCAUAACAAUUAGACUUGAUUAAAAAUUCUUGCUUUUUUUUAAAUAAAGAAAGCAAUACUUAAAAAUAUACUGUAUAUAUAAUGGACUUUUUUGGUUUCCAGGGUAUUUUGAUACAUUAGUGAUUAGUGAUUAUUCUUUGUGGCUAUUACCCAUAUUUAUGUGCCCAUAGAUAUAUAAACAGCUGUGUUACAUUGAUAUGGAGGCUUAGACAGGAGGUUCUGACAAUUUGUGGCAAAGGUCUGCAUUAUAAUUUGAGUAUGAAAUCCCUUUAUUUUUGCUACCAGAAAUUUAAUUUGUAAUAUUUGAAUAUUGAAAUAUCAUUUUAAUUACAAGAAUGUUUAUUGUUUGAAAUUACUUAGAAGAAUGAUAUAUUCUCUUAUCUGUUUUAUAUCAAUUCCAUUUGUAAGUUUUAAUUGGUCACUAGGAUACUACUGUAUUACUGGUGUAUUAUUUCCAUUAUUAUUUGUUAAUGAUUCUGAAAAGUUUUUGGAAAAAAAAUAAUAUUGAAAUUUGGGUCUAUCCAUGAUUAAUCCAGAAGACCCACAAAUCUCAUCAAAGAUUCUGUUCAAUUCUCAGGGUUUAUUGUAAUUUUGGCUUUCAUUUGUUGAUUGUAUUGCAAAGAGUACAAAUAGGCCAAGAGAGCCAACUACGAGCGUAAAAAUUGAUAUGCAAUACACAACCAGUGUAGAAUGCCCGCUGUCGUUUGUAGAAAUUGUACUUUAUUACCAAGUACUGCACCGCACAGGAUGAUAUGACGAUAAAGAAAAAUAAGAAUAUUUACUGUUCUCUCUAUAAAAGUAUUGUGUCGUCUAGAAAACAGAUACACAAACAAACCGUGUGCAGUGCAGUCUGGGUAAUAAAGUUCCAGGGGCGGAUUUAGGGUGGCCCAGGCCCCCCCUUUUGGGAGGUAAAAAUAAGGGGGAAAAGAAAGAAAAAGAAAAAAAAUGAUAAUCCAGAAUGCCUCAAAUGUUAUUUUCGGGCAUCUAGAACACAAAAAUUUUAUGGGGGAAUGUCCUUGGACCCCCUAGGGCAGUGUCUUGAUCGGCCCAACUUUCGGCCCCCCCCCCCAUUUUGACAUCGCUGGAUUCGCCCCGAAGUUCAGUUGAACUUGCCCUAGUCAAAUCCAAAAUGCCAUUGAAAAAUUCUUUGACUUAGAUAAAAUUUGACUUACAAAUUGUUAAUUAAUGGAGAAGACAACAAUUUGGCAUGUAAAAUCAGAUCGACCUGGAAAUUAUUCGAGUUAACUGUACCUUUAAAUGACAUCAGGCAUCCUACACAAGGCAAUGACGUAUUUACAAACUGGAGUACGCUCUCAUUGUUUUAUUUAUACUCUUUUGUAGUAGCUAGCAAUUAAACCUAAACAAAAUACUCAUCAAGUUUCUUAGAUUCUGAAUUUAAAUUCAGUUAUGAGUAGCUUUAGUAGCAACAGUUAAGACUCAUUUCAAAUGCUUCUGUUGUUUUAAAUUUUAUUUGAAACAAUUACCAAUAUAUAGAGUUGCUGUGUUUUAUCUUUUGACAUCAUUUUAACUGUUAAUAUAUAAUAUUAUUAUCUUUAUUAUUAUUAUUAUUAUUAUUAUUAUUAUUAUUAUUAUUAUUAUUAUUAUUAUUAUUAUUAUUAUUAUGUAUGGUAGUAUUGUAUAAUGUUUUUUAUUUGUUCAUUAAAGUUAGUUUCAUUUAUAUAGAAACCUUAUGAUAUUAUAAUACUGAUUUGUUAUUUUUUUUUUUGCUACUAUAAAAUAGUAUUAGAUCAGGUUAAUUAUAAUAUGUCAAUGCUAUAUAUAAUGAUAUUAUAGUGGUGUUACUGUAUUUAUGCGAGAGCCUUACAGUAUUAUUUACUACAGAUACUAGAUAGAUUAUAAAAUUUCACAUGGCACUAAUUAAUAUUAGUGCCAUUUAUACACAUAUGCUUAAAUAUUGAUUUAUUCAUUUGAAAACAAUUAGUUUCCUUAAAGAUGCACUGUCUUAAGAAAAAAAAACAAAAAAAAAACAUAACAUAAUAAUUGAAUAGGUUAUUAAAAUGAGUUAUGAACUCAUUAAAAUGAGCUAUUAACUUUCUUCAACCAAAACAGACACUUAAAAUAUAUAAAUUAGGCAAUAUUUAAAAAACCUUUAAAAUUAUCAGUGUUUUAAGCAAUCUUCAUAUUUAAUAAAACACAUGGUAAAUAAUAUUA
Molecule: messenger RNA, 3204 nt
Organism: Anneissia japonica
Lineage: Eukaryota; Metazoa; Echinodermata; Crinoidea; Comatulida; Comatulidae
Product: proteolipid protein 2-like
Exons: 4
Coding region: 157-819 (220 amino acids)
Cellular component (GO): membrane
Source: RefSeq, a predicted model, not a curated record